Messenger RNA from Closterium sp. Yama58-4, 1956 nucleotides. The record is from the annotation of a GenBank genome assembly. NCBI's taxonomy places the organism in Eukaryota, Viridiplantae, Streptophyta, Zygnematophyceae, Desmidiales, Closteriaceae.
AUGGCUGACGAGGAGAUUAACUACGAGAGCGACGCGGGGUUAGAUUCUCUUUUCUUCACCCGGCCCAAGGGCCCGAAUCCGCCGCCCACGCCGUAUCUCUACGUGGCAAACUGCGGUGCUGAGGCGGAGAUGACGUAUGCAGCCCUUGCUGACGUGUUCUCCUCCUUCGGCCACGUCCGCCGCGUCAUCCCCGCCGGCGCCGCGAACCUCACCCGCUGUUUUGUCGUUUUCGGCGGGAGCACGCGCGCGGCGGCCUCCGCCGCGGCGGAAGCAGCACUGCAGGCGCUGAGCGGAAAGCCCUGCGCGGAAGCGGGCGGAAGAAAGAUGCACAUCCAGUUCGCCGUUGGGAAGCGGUCCGCGCCGGUACGGUCCAAUACGAUGUCAGGGGUGUGCUGGCCGGUUCUCAUCAGAUCUGGGACUAGUCAGGUCCUUACAGGUGAGGCCCGAUACGCCUGGUCCCACUACAUUCCCAACCACAAGAUCGACCACGUCAAUGGCCAGGAUUUCCCGCGUGCUCCUCGCCGCGUUUCCUACACCUUCCGGAGGGUUCGGUUCGGCCCGUGCGGGUGUGCUUACCCUGAGUUUUGCGAUGCUCCCAGAAUGGAAAGUGUUGCCGAAAACGGAAUAGUGUCAGAACGGGGCCGGGCGACCGAAUGUGAGGGAUUGUUGGUGGAGGGAACAGGUGCAGAGGGAUUGCUGGUGAAGGAGAAGGGAAGUGAGGGGAUGCAGGAGAGAGUGGGAGGUGGGUGCCUUGGAGGGAGUGUGGUGACGCACUCACACGAGGGAGUGGCGGAGUGUGGAGAGGAGGAGGAGGAGGUGGAGGAAAGGAAGGAAGAGCAGCGAGCAGAAGGAGGGAACGGUGGGGAACCUGUGUUGACGCACUCACACGAGGGAGUGGAGGAGUGUGCAGAGGAGGAGGAGAGAGCAGAGGAGAGAGUGGAGGAGUGUGCGAAAGCGAACGCCAUUCCCCCUUCUGUGGAUCCGUCCAAGACUCUCGACUCACCUCAAACCACCCCGGCAGUCGAACGAGACUUUGUCCACAAGGUAUACAACGCCAUAGCGCCGCAUUUCAGCGCCACCCGCUUCGCGCGCUGGCCCAAGGUCACCCAGUUCCUGCUCUCCCUCCCCCCGGGCUCGCUUGUUCUCGACGCCGGCUGCGGCAAUGGGAAGUACCUCAAUGGGGGGUUGCCUAUCCCGCCUGCUCUCCCUCCUGCUGCCUCUCUCUCUGUCUCUGCGUCUUCCUCUUUCUCAACCCACACUUCCUCCUCCCCGUUUCCGUCCUCCUCCUCCACUCCUUCCUCCUCCACUCCUUCCUCCUCCACCUCCUCCCCUCCCUCCUCUGCUUCCUCUGCUGCCCCUCCCCGCCCACCGGCCGUUCUGAUUGGCUGCGACAUCAGCCCGCCUCUCGUCUCCAUUUGCACUCAACGGGGCUUUGAGGCCUUUGUGGCCGAUACCCUCUCGCUCCCCCUCGCUUCCUCGCGCUUCGACGCAGCGAUUUCUGUGGCCGUUUUGCACCACUUGUCAUCUGAGGCUCGGCGGAAACACGCUCUAAAAGAGAUGCUUAGGGUGGUGCGGAGAGGGGGGAGAGUGCUGGUGACUGUGUGGGCGAGGGAGCAGGAGAAUCCAGAGCAAGAAGGAGUAGGGUCAGGAGCGGUAAGGCCAGGAGGGGGAUCAGAGCAAGGGAAAUCAACAGGAGCAGAAGCUUCCCAGGAGUUUCUGGUCCCGUGGCACCUGCCAUGUCAUCGAGUGGAAAUAGGCUCGGCAGCGGCGGCCCAGCACGUAGCCUCGGGGUUUGCUCGGCGGGAUGAAGCCAAGGGGUCGGUGGUGUACAACCGAUACUAUUAUGUUUUCACCCGAGGAGAGCUGGAGCGGCUUAUCACAGGGAUUGGUGGUGCAUCAGUUGUUGAGAGCUUUUACGACAAAUCUAAUUGGUGUGUGAUAAUGGAGAAGCUCUAG